This is a messenger RNA of Arthroderma uncinatum, 963 nucleotides long. RefSeq names its product epoxide hydrolase 2. The transcript has 7 exons. The record is from RefSeq and is a predicted model, not a curated record. Bases 1 to 963 code for a protein of 320 amino acids. Lineage: Eukaryota; Fungi; Ascomycota; Eurotiomycetes; Onygenales; Arthrodermataceae. Gene Ontology annotation, molecular function: hydrolase activity.
AUGCAACAUUGCACAGCCGCGACGACCAGAUACCUCCUUGCCGUUCCUCCAAAUGGCAAAUAUCGAGCAACGAUCUUUCUGAUCCAUGGUUUCCCGGAUAUUUCUAUGUGUUGGAGAUACCAAAUCCCUACCCUUCUCAGUCUCGGUCUGAGGGUAGUCGCACCCGAUUGCAUUGGCUAUGGGCGUAGUGAAGCUCCGCGGUUUACCCCCGAAUCAGCCUGGCGGUAUGGCUACAGGCAAUGCGCUAAGGAUAUGAAGGAGCUUGCACGCCAGCUAGGGUCUUCGCAAGUUAUUCUAGGAGGCCAUGACUGGGGCGGUGCUGUUGUUUAUCGUAUAGCACUUUACGAACCCGAAUUCGUCACCCAUCUAUUUUCGGUCUGUACUCCUUACUGGCAGCCGACAAAAGAGUUCAGAUCACUUGAGGAGACAGUGGCGAUGAUCCCGUACUUCGGAUACCAGCUUCAACUUGCCAACGGGGGUUUGGAAAAUAUCCUUCAGACAAAGGAACAGAUUCGUCAAUUUUUAAACGCCAUGUAUGGAGGUCGGACAGCAAGUGGUGAGGCCGUAGUAAGCACGGAAAAGGGCAUACUUCUGGAAAAGCUGCCUGGAGUCAAGCAAACUCCAUUGCUCAGCAAGACGGAAAUGGAUUACUAUGUGGACGAAUUCUCAAGAACAGGUCUACACGGGCCAAUGAACUGGUACCGAACCCGAAAGCAAAAUUGGAAAGAGGAACAAGAAUUCAUGGACAGCUCUAUCGAAGCUCCCGUUCUAUUUAUCCAGGCAACCAAAGAUACAGCACUACGACCGGAACUUGCGCGUAAUAUUGACCGGUAUCUCAAGAAUCUGACCAAGUGCGAAGUUGUUGCUUCACACUGGGCACUAUGGGAAGCCCCAGAGGAAUGCAACGCGCAUAUUAAGCGGUGGCUCGAAGACGUUGUGUUUGGUAGAAAGGAAAAGUUGUGA